Aspergillus neoniger CBS 115656 is the source of this 1755-nucleotide messenger RNA. RefSeq names its product putative C2H2 finger domain protein. Lineage: Eukaryota; Fungi; Ascomycota; Eurotiomycetes; Eurotiales; Aspergillaceae. The record is from RefSeq and is a predicted model, not a curated record. The transcript is spliced from 3 exons. The coding region runs from base 1 to 1755 and encodes 584 amino acids.
AUGUCCACCAAGAUCAAGAACGACCCAGAGAACAUGUCUUUGUCCCAGUCAUCUUUGCACACUAUGGACCACUUGUCUCAGCCGAGACAAAACCAAAUGAUCCCAGGGAUCCCCAACAUGGCCUCCAGAGGAAUCCAGGAUGAUGAACUUUCGAGCCAGGACAAUUUCUCCUUGUGUUCAAGCACACACCCCAACCACGGGACCCCCAAUGACUUGAAGGGGUGGUCUCUGAGCGACGUGGAUGCACUUGACAGUGGUGCGAUGUCCAAACCAGAGUCCCCGGAAGUCCAGAUGCUCUCUUUCUCUUUCUCUCAGCAACUGCUGCCAUCGACCGUUGGCCCUAGUGAUGUAAUGUAUCAUCACGCCGGAUCCGAUUUCUCAGGCAUCCAGGAUGUGACUGAGCAAAAUGACCUGGAUUUCUCCCAUGCACAUGACUUCAACCACUACUCCUCAUUGGUUGACCUCUCUGCCUUUGAUAAUGAAGUUUAUGGCCAGAAUGGUACCCAGUCCUCUUGCACUCCUGAUGAUACUCUCUCCAGCCACAGCUCUCAUGCGGAUGACGGCCACCUGGCCGGCAAUGAGGCGUGGAACUCGAUGAACUACCACGGAUCAUCCAUGGAUCAGUAUACCACCGGCAUGUUCCAAUCAGUGCCUGUUUCUCCCCCCUUGUCUGACGCCAGUAAUGAUGUUUCUGUUACUUCUUGCUCUGCCUCUGGAUACCCCACCUUCAUGAGCCAUGAAGAUGCUAUGCUCAAAGAUGUUACAACCACUCCCGUUGGAAGCCAUGGAAUCAACCUAGGAGACCCAUUGUUCCCCCUCACUCCCCCCUUGAGUGAGCAGGACCCCAACAGAACCAUUCGGGCAACCAAGAAUGCACGUAGGCCAGCCCUGCAGACUUCCAUGUCCCAGACCCAGGUCAAGCAGGAUCCUGAAUUUUUCCCACCCCUGCCCGUCAAGGAAACGCUCCGCCAGAAAGCCAAGGAGGGCUCUGAUCUCCGGAACCCCCGGGAUCACCCUUACUACUCCCUGCCCACCCACAGUGAUGGAAAGUACUACUGCCCCUUUGCCAACGGAGAGAAGCCUUGCAACCACCCCCCGACUACUCAGAAGUGUGCCUAUCACAAAUACUUGGACUCCCACUUGAAGCCCUACCGCUGCAAGGUGGCCGCCUGCAUGGAUGCCCAGCUGCAGUUCUCUUCGAACGCAUGCCUUUUCCGCCACGAGCGCGAAGCCCAUGGAUUCCACGGUCACGGAGAUAACCCCCACCUGUGCCUGUUUGAGGGUUGUGACAGGUCGGUGCCCGGCUACGGAUUCCCCCGCAGGUGGAAUCUGUUCGACCACAUGAGACGUGUGCACGACUUUGCCUCUUCGGACAGGCACAGCUCCCCGGAUGCUUCCCCUACCACUGGACCGGCCAAGAAGAAGGAGACGGGCGGACGCAAGCGUAGAGUUGCUGGGGUCACUGGCGCCCCCACCAUGAAGCGCACUCGUUCCACCCAGUCCCAGACCAACCCUCUCAAGGCUGCCCAGCAGACUUCUGCUCACCACAACCAGAGACUCCAGAAUGCGGAGAGAAACUACUACAACUGCCGGUCCCGGCUGCUUGAGGAGCUCACCAACAUCACGCCCCAGGAUUCUUCCAUGCAUGAGAAGGUCAAUGCCAGCCUUCAGGAGCUCAUUACCCUUGGACUCAACUACCGCCACAUUGAAGCCAGCCAGGCUGCGGCUCAGAUCGCUCACGGUCUCCCUGCUUGA